Molecule: messenger RNA, 591 nt
Organism: Torulaspora globosa
Lineage: Eukaryota; Fungi; Ascomycota; Saccharomycetes; Saccharomycetales; Saccharomycetaceae
Exons: 1
Coding region: 1-591 (196 amino acids)
Source: RefSeq, a predicted model, not a curated record
AUGAAAUUUCAGCUCAGUUUAAUAAUCAUACAAUUCGUGGUUUUGGCAAAAGCCGUUGCAUUGAGCGGCCAGGAAGGAACCGCCGGUUCUUUAUACCAAACACAAAGUAUGCCUAUCGCUGUACCCAAUGAAACUGUAAGCGUUGGUGUCCUAACAUCAAUCGUGCAGGCUACACAAACCGAAUCUUUCUCUUCCAUAACGCCUAGUACAAUAUACGCUUUUUCUGGCGAACCUGGAGCCGCUUCAGACGUGUUGCAACUGCCCAUCGGAAGUUCUGGAUUGCUUUCAUUGUCGAGUUCUGACUCAGUGGAUGCCUCUUCUGCUUUAUCACAGUUUUUAAAUGGAGCCGGUGUUGCUACAAGCCUGAGUGUGAGCAAAACAGGUUCUCUGAGUAGAUCAAGAACAGACAGCGCUUCCUUUAGUUCAACUCGGGCUACCACGAGACUGGCCGCAAAUUCAUCCGCUACGAUGACUUCUGACGGGCGAUCCUCGUCAUCGACCAACAGCAUAUCAGCCUCUGGAGGCGCUCAUAGAAUGGCCUCGCCUGCUAUCGCAGGAGGCAUGAUCGCGGGCUUGGUCGCAUUUUUGUAG